AAGACGAGGUCUCCCAAAAAAAGGAAACGUAAAGACCCAAAUGAGCCUCAAAAGCCAGUUUCAGCUUACUCUUUGUUCUUUAGGAACGCCCAGGCAGCCAUCAAGACACAGAACCCCAGCGCCACGUUCGGUGACGUCUCGAAGAUUGUUGCCUCCAUGUGGGACGGUCUGGAUGAUGACAUCAAAAACUAUUACAAGCGUCAAAUGGAGAUGGCUAAGAAAGAAUAUCUGAAGCAACUUGCCAUCUACCGAUCCACCCUGGCCGCUAAGGUU
Messenger RNA from Helobdella robusta, 273 nucleotides. RefSeq lists its product as hypothetical. Lineage: Eukaryota; Metazoa; Annelida; Clitellata; Rhynchobdellida; Glossiphoniidae. Gene Ontology annotation, cellular component: nucleus. Gene Ontology annotation, molecular function: chromatin DNA binding. Gene Ontology annotation, biological process: regulation of transcription by RNA polymerase II. The record is from RefSeq and is a predicted model, not a curated record. The annotation marks the transcript as partial. The transcript has 3 exons.